Emys orbicularis (European pond turtle) is the source of this 2651-nucleotide messenger RNA. It is a transcript of the gene RABEP1, whose product is annotated as rabaptin, RAB GTPase binding effector protein 1. The record is from RefSeq and is a predicted model, not a curated record. Lineage: Eukaryota; Metazoa; Chordata; Testudines; Emydidae. Bases 12 to 2651 code for a protein of 879 amino acids. Gene Ontology annotation, molecular function: growth factor activity; GTPase activator activity. Gene Ontology annotation, cellular component: endocytic vesicle; endosome. Gene Ontology annotation, biological process: Golgi to plasma membrane transport; endocytosis. The transcript has 19 exons.
CCGGCGGAGCCAUGGCCCAGCCCGGGGCUGCGCCGCACGCAGAAGCUGCUCUUCUGCAACGGCUAGCAGAAUUGGAAAAAGUCAAUGCAGAAUUUCUGCGUACAAACCAGCAGCUUGAGCAAGAAUUUAAUCAAAAGAGGGCAAAAUUUAAAGAGUUAUACUUGGCUAAGGAAGAGGACCUGAAAAGGCAAAAUGUAGUACUGCAAGCAGCACAAGAUGAUCUAGGACAUCUGCGGACACAACUAUUGGAAGCCCAGGCUGAAAUGGAGAACAUCAAAGCCAUAGCUACAGUAUCUGAGAAUACGAAGCAGGAAGCUAUUGAUGAGGUGAAGAGGCAGUGGCAAGAAGAAGUCGCUUCACUACAAGCAAUUAUGAAAGAAACUGUUCGUGACUAUGAGCUCCAGUUUCACCACAGGCUGGAGCAAGAGCGAGCUCAGUGGGGCCAAUACCGGGAAAAUGUUGAAAGGGAAAUAGCAGAGUUGAGAAGGCGGCUAUCUGAAGGUCAAGAAGAGGAAAAUCUAGAAAAUGAAAUGAAAAAGGCCCAAGAGGAUGCUGAGAAACUUCGUUCAGUCGUGAUGCCUAUGGAGAAAGAGAUCGCAGUUUUAAAGGAAAAACUAACAGAAGCUGAAGAAAAGAUAAAAGAACAGGAGGCUUCAAAGAAAUCAAAUAUACUGAAAUUCCCAAAAGAUCCAGAGUAUUCAGGAGCUACAAGAAAGGUUAAAGAACUGAACCAUUACCUGGAAGCUGAGAAGUCAUGUAGGACAGAUUUAGAGAUGUAUGUGGCUGUUCUGAAUACUCAGAAAUCAGUCUUGCAAGAAGAUGCUGAGAAAUUACGGAAAGAACUUCAUGAAGUCUGCCAUCUGUUAGACCAAGAGCGACAGCAGCAUAACCAAUUGAAACAUACCUGGCAGAGGGCCAAUGACCAGUUCUUGGAGUCUCAGCGUUUGUUGAUGAGGGACAUGCAACGUAUGGAAAUCGUUCUGACCUCUGAACAGCUCCGACAAGUUGAAGAACUAAAAAAGAAGGAUCAGGAAGACGAUGAACAGCAGCGACUUAGCAAAGGGAAGAAACAGAAACAACAAGAUCCAGAUGAUGAAACAAAAGUAGUAUGCUCUCUAACCCAUGAAGAAUCCCUUACGCAGUUCCUUAAUGAAGAGAUACAUUUAAAUAGCGCUCAUGGAUCAGUCCAUUCAUUAGACACAGACUUGUUAUUAUCUUCUGGUGAGUCUUUCAAUAAAUCAGACAAUGAUCUGUUUAAAGAUGGACUUCGGAGAGCACAGUCUACAGACAGCCUGGGGACAUCGGGAUCUUUACAGUCCAAAACUUUAGGAUACAACCACAAAGCAAAAUCUGCUGGGAAUCUGGAUGAAUCUGAUUUUGGACCACUAGUUGGAGCAGAUUCAGUGUCUGAGAACUUUGAUACUGCCUCCCUUGGGUCUCUGCAAAUGCCAAGUGGAUUCAUGUUAACCAAAGAUCAGGAAAAAGCAAUCACAGCAAUGACACCAGAGCAAGAGGAGACUGCUUCCCUUCUCUCCAGCGUUACACAGGUUGUAGAGAGUGCUUAUGUGUCUCCUAGUGGUUACCGCUUAGUUAGUGAGACAGAAUGGAAUCUGCUUCAGAAGGAGGUGCAGAAUGCAGGAAACAAGCUGGGAAGACGCUGUGAUAUGUGUUCGAAUUAUGAGAAGCAGUUACAGGGAAUCCAGAUUCAGGAGGCCGAGACAAGAGAUCAGGUGAAAAAGCUGCAGGUGAUGCUGAGGCAGGCUAAUGACCAGCUGGAAAAAACAAUGAAAGAUAAACAAGAGCUGGAAGAUUACAUGAAGCAAAGCAGUGAAGACUCCGCUACUCAGAUAUCUUCACUUAUUGUUAGAUCUCAGGAGUCUGAGACCUUACUCAGUGAAUUACAGCAGGCAUUUUCCCAAGCAAAGAGAAGUGUUCAGGAGCAAAUGGCUGUCCUGAUGCAGUCAAGGGAGCAGGUCUCAGAAGAGUUGGUGAGACUACAAAAAGAUAAUGAAAGCCUUCAGGGAAAGCAUAGCUUGCAUGUGUCUUUACAGCAAGCUGAAGAUUUCAGUCUGCCAGAAUCCAUGGAGGAACUCCGUGAGCUGGUAUUAAAAUAUCGUGAGGACAUCAUUAGUGUACGGACUGCAGCAGAUCACCUUGAAGAAAAACUGAAGGCAGAAAUUUUAUUCUUAAAAGAACAGAUUCAAGCUGAACAGUGUCUAAAGGAAAAUUUAGAAGAAACUCUACAGCUGGAAAUAGAAAAUUGCAAAGAAGAAAUAGCUUCUAUUUCUAGCCUAAAAGCUGAAUUGGAAAGAAUAAAAGUGGAAAAGGAACAGUUGGAGUGCACCUUGCAGGAAAAACAACAGCAGCUGGAGAGUCUUCAGGAAAUGAAAAACACUCUUGAAGAACAGCUAAAGAAGGAGACCACUGCGAAGACUAACCUUGAGCAGUUGAUGUUUGAAGAAAAGGACAAAGCGCAGCGACUGCAGACUGAAUUAGAUGUCAGUGAGCAAGUGCAGAGAGACUUUGUAAAGCUUUCUCAAACCCUCCAGGUGCAGUUGGAACGGAUCCGGCAGGCAGAUUCCUUGGAGAGAAUCCGUGCAAUCCUGAACGACACAAAACUGACAGACAUUAAUCAGCUUCCUGAAACAUGA